CAACAAACCCUAACAAUGAAUUCGGGUCGUAUUUGUGGGCCUUUAAAAACCGCUGGGACCCAAGUUGGUUACCGAGGGAAAGCGUUCUUCAAUUUCAGAGUUCGGGCUUCAUUUCAGACUCAGAGUAACACUACAGUACAGAGUACAAACAUCAAACACCUUCUCUGCACGCAAAAACCAGAAUCGAAGAUGCAGAGAUUUAAAGCUCUGCUACCUCAACAAACUAGGUCCUCACUUCGCACUUUCUGUUCUCACCGUCGAGCUUUCUCCGCUCAACCAAAUUACUCAGAGCACCACGACGACGAUUCUCAGGAACAGAUUUUGGUCGAAGGAAGAGCGAAAUCGCGAGCAGCCAUUCUCAACAGGCCGUCUUCGCUGAACUCGCUCAAUGCUUCAAUGGUUGCUCGGUUGAAGAGGCUGUAUGAUUCCUGGGAAGAGAACUCUGAUAUUGGCUUUGUUCUGAUGAAGGGUAGUGGCAGAGCUUUCUGUUCUGGUGCAGAUGUUGUUAGGUUGUAUCAAUCACUCAAUGAAGGAAAUACUGACGAAGCUGAACAGUUUUUUAAAACAUUAUAUUCAUUUGUAUAUCUUCAAGGGACAUAUCUUAAACCCCAUGUUGCCAUUUUGGAUGGCAUAACAAUGGGAUGUGGAUCUGGAAUUUCUCUGCCAGGGAUGUUUCGUGUGGUAACUGAUAAAACUAUUUUUUCUCACCCAGAAACUCAAAUAGGUUUCCACCCAGAUGCAGGAGCUUCUUAUAUUUUGUCUCGUCUACCUGGCUACUUAGGGGAAUACUUGGCCCUCACAGGAGAUAAGCUUAAUGGUGUUGAAAUGAUUGCCUGCCGCCUUGCUACUCAUUAUUCACUAAAUGCAAGGCUUGCUUUGCUUGAAGAACGUCUUGGUAAACUAAUCACAGAUGAACCUUCUGUUGUGGAGGCAUCCCUUGCACAGUAUGGUGAUCUUGUUUAUCCAGAUAGGAGCAGUGUCCUUCACAGGAUUGAUACAAUUGAUAGAUGUUUCAGUCAAGAAACUGUGGAGGAAAUUAUUGAAGCUUUGGGGAAAGAAGCUACUGAAUCUUGUGACGAAUGGUGUUUGAAUACUCUAAGGAGAAUAAGAGAAGCCUCCCCUUUGAGUUUGAAAGUUACUUUACAAUCUAUACGUGAAGGUAGAUUUGAAACUCUCGAUAAAUGUCUUAUACGUGAGUACCGCAUGUCCCUACGUGGAAUUUCUAAGCUUGUCUCCUCUGAUUUCUUCGAGGGUGUUCGAGCACGAAUGGUUGAUAAAGAUUUUGCACCAAAGUGGGACCCACCUAGUUUAAAAGAUAUAUCAGAGGACAUGAUUGAAUACUAUUUCUCUCCUUUAAGUGAAGUUCAAUCUGAACUAGUGCUGCCAACGGCUUUGCGAGAACCUUACAUGUGAAACUAGCAUACCUCUAAGCAAUGCUCUUAGCAAGGAUUUCGAUUAAAAAAUAAUUCCAUGUAAAGAGGCGUUGAUGCAGUUGGAAGAUGCACCAUGAGCUAUCGCAUUCACCUGCCUUUGACAAAACUUCCACUACCAACGGUUCCUGUCUGACUGUCUGUCGGAUUAUCGAAUGAGCUUUCCAAUAUUCGGAAUUAUCAUUGUUCUUGAAUGUGUGUAGUCUAAUCUUGGCACCAUAAAUAUAAGUGAACGAACCAUAUCUGCUUUCAUUCUUUACUCUCAUUUCAGUUAUCAUGAAAACCAAGUUCAGCCGUUUACUGAAAACAUGAAUCAGGGGCUCGGUCCUACAAUGAUACAUAUCAUGGCAAAAAGUCAAACUGUAAGAAUAUUUCCUUGUAAGUAUAAAGUGAGCCGUGAGCAAUGGCAAGGAAAGACCAUGUCUACUGUUUGGAAUGCGAUUGAAUAAACAUCUUAAGCACUUAUUUAAAGAGUAUAGUUUGGAAGAAUUUUUAUGAAGUUUAUUUGGUCUAUAAAAA
Molecule: messenger RNA, 1949 nt
Organism: Glycine soja
Lineage: Eukaryota; Viridiplantae; Streptophyta; Magnoliopsida; Fabales; Fabaceae
Product: 3-hydroxyisobutyryl-CoA hydrolase-like protein 2, mitochondrial
Exons: 15
Coding region: 16-1413 (465 amino acids)
Biological process (GO): L-valine catabolic process
Molecular function (GO): 3-hydroxyisobutyryl-CoA hydrolase activity
Source: RefSeq, a predicted model, not a curated record